Messenger RNA from Vanessa tameamea, 4027 nucleotides. It is a transcript of the gene Oga, whose product is annotated as protein O-GlcNAcase. Gene Ontology annotation, molecular function: beta-N-acetylglucosaminidase activity. Lineage: Eukaryota; Metazoa; Arthropoda; Insecta; Lepidoptera; Nymphalidae. Gene Ontology annotation, biological process: glycoprotein metabolic process. The record is from RefSeq and is a predicted model, not a curated record. The transcript has 22 exons. Bases 241 to 3381 code for a protein of 1046 amino acids.
UUCGUUUGACACAUCAUAUUUGAUUUCUUCGUAGUCCGUAUUAUUUCCAAUGCGCGUCAUAUUUCUUCAAUUUACACCUUAAUCGGGUCAACACUCAACCGGCAUUUAGAAAACUAUUAUUGUUUACUUAAUUCCUGGUUCCUUAAUAUACGGCGGGACUGAUAUUUGCCCUUUUCUUGAAAUACCAAAAAUAUUAAUUUUUUUUUAUAUCUUUUGCUUUGUGCAGAAAACUUUACUAAAAUGUCUGAAAGCUCUCCAGACGAAUUAAAUUCUAAGCGCAAAGACUUCAUUUGCGGUGUUGUUGAAGGCUUUUAUGGUCGACCGUGGACCACGGAGCAGAGAAAGGACCUCUUCCAAAAACUCAAGAAAUGGGGUCUAGAUAUGUAUGUAUAUGCUCCGAAAGAUGACUAUAAGCAUCGUGCAUAUUGGCGAGAACUUUACACUGUGGAGGAGGCUGAACACUUAACAUCUUUGAUCUCUGAAGCCAAGUCCCAUGGAAUAACAUUCUGCUAUGCUCUGUCACCGGGACUGGAUAUAACAUAUAGCAGUCAGAAAGAGAUAACAACUUUGAAGAGGAAAUUAGAACAAGUGUCACAGUUUGGUUGCACAUGUUUUUCCCUUCUCUUUGACGACAUUGAACCGGAAAUGAGUGAAGCUGAUAAACAGAUAUUUCAAAGCUUUGCACAUGCCCAGGUGUCAGUCACCAAUGAAAUUUAUCAGCAUCUCGGCUGUCCACGAUUCCUUCUGUGUCCCACACAGUACUGUUCAACUCGAGCUGUUCCCACAGUCAACAGCUCGGAGUAUCUCAACACUCUAGGCACAAAACUUUCCCAGGAGAUUGAUAUUAUGUGGACUGGCCCCAAAGUAAUAUCGAAAACUUUGACAACAGAAUGUAUUGAAGAAAUAACACAGGUGCUCAGACGACCCCCAGUCAUUUGGGACAACCUGCAUGCUAAUGAUUAUGAUCAGAAAAGGAUUUUCUUGGGACCGUAUUGCGGUCGUUCACCAGAACUGAUUCCAUUGCUCCGUGGGGUUCUAUCCAAUCCUAACUGUGAAUACAAUGCCAAUAUGAUACCAAUUUGGACUCUGGCCCAUUGGGCUCGAUGCAGCCUUGACGCACCUGCACAUAUGGAAGCGGUAUCUUGGGAUAUUAAAUUAGAGCGGGAAAGUGAACAAGGCGUGUGUGAAGAUGAAGUGCCUCUGACCCUUGGCAAACAUGUUUAUCAUCAUAGACAGGCACUCCGACAAGCAAUCAAUGAAUGGUUGCCAGAAUUUUCCAUACCUAAAGCGGCACAAGGUCCCAUUAUUAAACCACAACCACCUGUAAUAAUGCCACCAGUACCGAUCAUUCCGAUUUUACCAUCCGUGAACACAUGCAUGUCACUGGUGACGGGUACCACCAGUAGCACCACCACCACCAGCAUCUCCGAUCUGUCGUCCAUCCCCACCGUCAACACAAGCCAGCUGCAGGCGCUGGCCGACGUGUGCUCCGCCACGCCCGACCGCCCCAUCCUCUCCACCGGAGUGUCGCCUAUAGAAACGUUCAAUCCCAUACCGAAUUCGGUGAUGAAUUCGUUAGUGUCACCGACUAAAGUAAUUUUAAACGAGUCGAUACCGAACCCAAUAAUACCGAUCGCGAGCUCCAACAUUUCGCUACCAACCGAGAUACCAGUGUCGACCCUACCGGUCCCCAUUAUGGGCUUGAAAACAAUCGAACACGAGAAAAUCGAGACCGAUCAAACGAUGGCGGAUAAACUUGAUUUGAACGAAUCGGUGUCGAACGACAGCGUGCUGGAGACCACGAGUUUCAUCGAGGAGAUGAAGAAAGACAAGGACGACGACGACACGAUUAUCGUCGACGACGUGGAGCCGGCGAUAGAGCAGCAGCAGAACGGUGAUAUGAGCAUUGGAGACACUCCCCAAACGCUGAGCCCGUCGCGCACGUGCGCCGAGCCGCUGGACGUGGACCCGCCCUCCGCCGCCGACCCCGACGUCGUCAUGAACGACCAGCUCAGUGAGAAUGGCUCCAUGCAAGUGGAACCUAGUAACAGUCCACUGAGUGCUGAUAUGAUGGUUGAACCUGUUGAAUCAGCUGAAGUUGCAGACGAAUUAUGUGAGGAUGCUGGAUUAGAAGAAAACGCGUUAACUGCGGACGACUUAAUGCUUCUGUGUGAUCUGUUCUACUUGCCUUUCGAGCACGGCUCCAGGGGCUUGAGGCUGAUGCACGAUUUCCACUGGCUCACGGCGCACGCUGCCAGCAUACUGCCAAAGAAUAAGACUGAGGCGGGCGGCGCGGCGACGGGCGAGUGGCGGCGGCGGCUGCGGCGCUUCUCGUGGUGGGCGGCGCGCGUGCGGCGCGUGGCGCGGCGCGUGGGCGCGGCCGCCAACCGCGAGCUGCACGCCGAGCUGCGCCCCUACCUGUGGGACCUGUGCGCCGUGCUGGCGCUGCUGCAGGCCUUCUUGCGCUGGCUCGAACUGGGAAAAUUCCCUCCUAACAUAGCGACAAACUCUCAGGGCAGCUAUACGUGGUUCUCAAAAGGCUGGCGUGAAGCCUUCGAGAGUGGGGCCCAGGAACCUUGGGUUUUCCGCGGGGGCCUCACUGCGGAUCUUAGACGACUGCUACCAGUGGAAUGUGCCGGGGAUGCUCUGAGACCUCAUUGCGCACCUACGGGUCUACCGCUCACUGUGAGACCGUUUAUGCUCGCUGAUGAAGAGGCGGUAUGCACAAUAUGUCAUAAAACUUGUCGGGAUGGAUCUGACUGUAGUGAUUUAUUCCCAAGUGAUCUUCAAACUCUACCAGCUGAUAGACUGGUAGCACCAUUUUUAACAUUGACACCGGAGCUAUGCAUGGUUAUAGAAGAUGAUGGCUAUAUGGAAGGGGACAGUUCCGAAGUGGACGGAGAUGACCCUGAUGCGGAAAAGCUGGAUAUGAAGAUAAAUAAUGUCAAACCAGAAAUCGUCGGCUAUGCAUGUGCGGCACUAAAUAGCAAAGAGUUCUACAAGAAGCAGGAAGUAGCGUGGAUACCCGAAAUGUGCAUCAAGUAUCCCAUGGAACUGCUGGAAAGGGACGACCUGAGUCCCGCUGCUAAGGAGUGCGUGCGGCACUUCCACGAGUUCAGCGCGCAGGAGCGCGCGCCGGAGAGCGUGUCGGCGGCGCACCCCGCGCUGCUCACGUGCUGCGUGCUGCGCGCGCGCUCCGACCCGCACGCCGCCGCGCGCCUGCUCACGUGCCUGCUGGCCGCGCUGCGCGCGCACGGCGUAAACGGCGUCCACGCGUGUAUAAACGCAACCGAUCACUAUCUGCAGCAGUUCUACGGCAAGCUCGGUUUCGUGGAAAUGUCGCGGAGCAACGGUCGCGUGUUCCUGGCGCGCGCCUUCUAGCGCCGGCGGCGGUGCCGGGUGCCCCACUAGCGGGGCCUCCCCCCCGCGAGGACACUGUCACUUGUCUUAAGUAGACGUAAGCUCAAGAGACGACAUCCUCUGCCGCAUUGAACUUGAAUGAAAAAGUAUUUGUUAAAUACGUUUAGUUGCACAAUUUAAAUUUCAAUACACUGCCUUUAAUAAUCUUUGGAAUGCAUGACUUUUGUAAAAAAAUUACUUGAUUUCUAAGUAUAAACUUCAUAUGAAUGUUAUUGAACAGAAAGAUUUGGUUUUCUAGAACAACGAAGAGUUCGAAUAAACUGAAUUGUGCGAAUAUUAUAUAUAAAAAAGUUAACUCGUAAAAUGUAAUUGUGCAACUAAAUGUCUGUAAUUUUGAUAAGCUAAGAUGUAGAUGAAGUUACACUUCCUUCCUUUAUAUUGUUUUAACAGGAAAUAGCACACAGCUGACAUUGGCACGCUUUGCAUAAUAUUGUCCUUUCUUCCAUAGAUAUGUAUAUAAUACAGACAAUCGAAAUUUAUAACUAAAUUAGACAAAUCUCUCUAAAUUAAAAAUCUAAGCACUUCCAAAAUUUACAUGUGUUGCCACUUCUCUGCAAUAUGGCGCCGGUUUACACUAUACUUGAUCAGAUAAUCUAAAAAAUGGAUU